AUGAGCCUAAUUUCAGCUUCUAGAAAGUUACCUAUCAAGAAAGCAGUGAAGAAGACGAAGAAGAAAGUUCUCAAGGAUGUGAAUAUGAAACAUGUAACCAAACGAUGGAUGGAUAAAAAACCUAAAGUUGAAGCAGAGACUCAGAAUUUAGCAUCAGAGGUCUUGCAGACAAUUUUACUUACAGAUGAAGCUGAAAAGUUAAAGGUUCGACUUCUGGCUUUUUUUACUGACCUUGAGUCUAAAUUGGUGUCGAAUCCAAAGUUAUUUGUACCAGGGGUGAGACACUUUCUGAAUGCAGGUGACAAGGCUGAAAAUGAAAUCCAACUGGUUUCCUUAUUGAAAGACUUUGGAAAAACAGAACAAAGUAUUAUCAAAGAUUUGGAAACAAAAAGAAAUGAAUCAAGAGGGGAUCACAGUACCCAGACAAGACUUUCUGGUCCUGUGUUUAAACUGGGAAAUGUUAAAUUAAAAAUUCGAAAUGCCAAGUCUGAUAGAUGUAUGAACAAAACAACCAACAUGAACCGAACGUCUCAAUCUCAGAUUGUACAAAAACGAAAGUCAAAAGUAAUCAGAAACUCUUUAUCUUCAACAGUUUCAGCCUUACAGUCUAGUAUUGUUAAUGAAAUUCUGUUGCCUUACAAGCCAGAGCAGAAAAAUGGUUGUGAUUCAAAGAAUAAAACUACUCAGGAAUACACAAAAAAACAAAUUUCUAAGGACAUACUUUUGUCUGCCUGUGGCAAGCAGGUUGAGAAACCACUCAGACGAUCAUUUAGAAAAAGGCAGACAAAUUCUGCUUGUAAACAAAAGAGUAAGGGAAAAUGCAAAACUAAAGAACAGAUAACUCCUGACAAACAAAAUGUCUGUACAGAGUUCUUUCAGCCUGCAUGA
Candidula unifasciata is the source of this 888-nucleotide messenger RNA. The record is from the annotation of a GenBank genome assembly. Lineage: Eukaryota; Metazoa; Mollusca; Gastropoda; Stylommatophora; Geomitridae.